Messenger RNA from Closterium sp. NIES-65, 2166 nucleotides. Lineage: Eukaryota; Viridiplantae; Streptophyta; Zygnematophyceae; Desmidiales; Closteriaceae. The record is from the annotation of a GenBank genome assembly.
AUGGAGCUCUCGCAGGCCUCGGGUGCCGCCACGUGCACGGCCGUCGUGGUGACGUCCGCGCUUGUCGCCGCAGGCGUCGCCGCGUUCUCCAGCGGGGCGCUCUCGCGCACCGCGGCGGGCGUAACUACGGGCGGCGCGGGGAAGGAGGCUACUAAUUCCCGUUCCGACGCGGCUUCCGCGAAAGCGUCGAAGGCGAUGGACGGCGUUGUGGCGUGGCUGCCCGCGGAGAUCGCGACGUCGCUCGACGACUUCCCCUUCUUCCUCAAAUCGGAGCGUAUUCGUACUUGUCGUGUGCUUCCGCUUUAUCUUGAUCGGUCGGUGCGGUACCAGGCGGAGCUGUGCAAGGGGCUGGCCAAGAAGUUCGACGCCGCCCUGUUCCUCCUCGACGCCUCCUUCGUGCACCUGCUCUCGCAGGUGCCUGGAUCGGGCUUCGCCUAUUUCACGGAGAAAGGGGACGCAGCUGCCACGCUUCAGGCCAUCUCCAAGGCCUCUCAUGCGCGCCCAGUGAUCUGCCUGGUGGCGAGCGCGGAUGGCUGUGCGGCAGCGCUGGCCCAGACCCUGGCGAAGCGGGUGGAGGGUCCCCAUGGCAUGCUCGUCGUUGCCUCCUGCACUGCUGCCUGCGAGGACGUGCACGCAGCAUCUUACUCUGACGUGGAAGUGCGCGCUCCCAAGGAGAGUGAGAAGGUGCGGGCGUGGGAGGCGAUGCUCAAGGAGCAGAGUCACUACAUGGUGUGCGAGCGGAACCUGCAGGCCAUCUUCCUGGCGCUGAAGGCGCGCAAGGUGACGUGGGAUGAGGACGUGGCAGACGCGCGGUUCAACUUCACGGCCGCGCUCACUGCCGAUGAGGUGGAGGACAUCAUCAACAUGGCCCUGUCGGAGCAGAUGCUUGCCGGCCGCACCAACGCGCAGUUGCACGUCACACGCGACAGGCUGGAGUACUCGCUGAGUCUCUUCUUCGAUGAGGAUGGUGCAUGCCAUGAGAAGACCGCCGUCACCAACGGCCAGGUGGGGCAGGGCAAGGAGCCAGUGGCGGUGCACAAGGCGGUGCUGCGCGUGGGCAUCCCCAAGGGCGACGAGGGCGCGGGCUCCAAGGUGGGCACGCCCAGGGGCGAUGCGGUGAGGACGCCCCGGGCAGCGGAGGCACUUGCUGCCAAGGUCGCCUCUCCCAAGGUGGCCACGCCUAAGAAGCCAGCUCCAGCCCCUGCCCCGGCAGCGGCAUCUGACGACAACGACUUUGAGAAGCGCAUCCGCCCGGAGAUCCUGGCGCCGGGCAGCAUCGGAGUGACGUUUGAGUCCAUUGGAGCGCUGGAGAGCGUGAAGGAGUCGCUGCGGGAGCUGGUGCUCGUGCCGCUCAAGCACCCCGAGAUCUUCAACAAGGGCGGCCUGCUGCAGGCGUGCAAGGGCAUUCUGCUGUUCGGCCCGCCGGGCACGGGCAAGACGAUGCUGGCCAAGGCGGUGGCCACGGAGUGUGGGGCGAGCUUCAUCAACGUGUCCAUGUCCACCAUCACCUCCAAGUGGUUCGGUGAGGACGAGAAGAACGUGAGGGCACUGUUCACGCUGGCGGAGAAGGUGGCGCCCACCGUCAUCUUCAUCGACGAGGUGGACAGCAUGUUGGGGCAGCGCAAGGGGGCGGGGGAGCACGAGGCGAUGAGGAAGAUAAAGAACGAGUUCAUGACGCACUGGGACGGGCUCGCCUCCAAGGCGGGCAGCCGUGUGCUCGUGCUCGCCGCCACCAACCGCCCCUUCGACCUCGAUGAGGCCAUCAUCCGCCGCUUCCAGCGCCGCAUCAUGGUGGGGCUGCCGGACGCGGGCAACAGGGAGCUCAUUCUGCGCUCCAUCCUGCAGCACGAGCACGUGGAUGCUGACGUGGACUACUGUGAGCUCGCGCAGCUCACUGAAGGCUUCUCAGGGAGCGACCUCAAGACUCUCUGCACCGCAGCAGCUUAUGGCGUACUGAGGGAGGCUCUUGCAGCAGCAGAUGACGGUGCUAACGAGGAAGCAUUGAAGCUGAGGCCACUGACCUUGAAGGACUUUCGUGAGGGCAAGAACCAGGUGUCGGCCAGUGUGGCUGGUGAGGCGCAAAGCAUGCAAGAGCUCAAGGAGUGGAACAACCUUUAUGGGGAGGGUGGGAACCGCAAGAAGGCUGUACUUUCCUAUUUUCUGUGA